Messenger RNA from Linum tenue, 819 nucleotides. NCBI's taxonomy places the organism in Eukaryota, Viridiplantae, Streptophyta, Magnoliopsida, Malpighiales, Linaceae. The record is from the annotation of a GenBank genome assembly.
AUGAAUAAGGGUUUCAGUAAGAACGCUAAGCUUGAAUCAAAGAAGCCUACUCGUCCGGACGUGAGAACUUCCUCACAGAAGCCAAAUGAUAAUUGGAUGACUUAUUUAGGUCUAACACCAAAGACAAAUGGAUCCCCUGCAAAUGAUGUAGAACAAAAGGGGUCACAGGAGCAAAUGAAUAAGGGAAUAUCUAGUAAGGAAAUCGAAUCUUCUCAAAACAAGUCUAGUACAAGUGUGGAUCAAACUUCGCAAAAGAAGUCUGAUAGCUGGAAGAAUUAUCUUGGCUUGGGAACAAAGCAUGCGGCACCAUCAUCAGGUAAUGAUGCAUCAUCACAGGAGAAGCCUAAUGGUUUACAUACAAGCACAAGUGAGGAGUCCAAGAAGCUUGCUGCUGCUGCUCUCUCUGCAGUUAAGGAUGCCGCAGCUGCUGCCGCAAUGAAGGGAAAAGUUGAGAUAAUGGAGGUUCGGGAUUUUGCUGGUCGGGAUAUCGAGGUGACGAAGCUAGUUGAUGCAGACUCAAAAGAGGCAGCCGAAAAGGGGAAAGCAGCUGCAGCACCCUCGGCUGUGGAUGCUGUGCUCGAACAAAUCAAGAAGAAACAAAAGCUGAGUGUGCUGGACAAGACAAAGAAAGACUGGGGAGAGUUCAAGGAGGAGAAUAAGGGGCUUGAAGACGAGUUAGAAACGUACAAGAAGAGCUCAAACCAGUAUUUGGAUAAAGUUUCGUUCUUGCAACGAACGGACUAUAGGGAGUUCGAGAGGGAGAGGGAUGCCAGGCUGGCGAUGCAAGCCAGGAGACGAACUGAUAUGCGCGAGGAUUAA